Zea mays is the source of this 1309-nucleotide messenger RNA. RefSeq lists its product as uncharacterized. The record is from RefSeq and is marked validated. The transcript has a single exon. Bases 852 to 1184 code for a protein of 110 amino acids. Lineage: Eukaryota; Viridiplantae; Streptophyta; Magnoliopsida; Poales; Poaceae.
CGUGACUCACCCAAUAUAUCGAGCACCUUAAUGAGUAUCGCACUAGUACAUUAAUUUAUUCAACGAUCGAACUAUUCUGAAUAAUUUACCAGCUUACCGUUUCAGCAGCUGACUCGAAGCCGCAAGAUCGGUACCGAUUUUCCGGUCCAAGCAAUUUGUCGAACACUUGGGGAGUAUCGUGCUGCUAGCCUCGUCUUCACCUGAUUCUUGGGAUUUCUUGAUGACACACGGAUGACGACGAUCAGGAGGGUGACAUAUAUAGAGCUGUAUUCGCGACGCGAUGACGAAUGACGCUAACUGGCGGAAUUGACGACGCAAUUGGGAAUUAAAACCGAGUGAGCCGAGAGGGCGCACCGGCGAGCAGGAAACCACGCGAGUACAAGAUAUGGAAAACGACGGGCUCGACAACACGCGAAGCGACGGCGGUCGAAUCGGCAACAAAUCGUUGGCGAAUUCGAUAAACACGACCUCAGUCGCGUGCUGACGUGGUCAAAAUAAUUGUGGCUAGCAAGCUUGCGACAGAGGCGAUGAUGGUGUGGGAACUCGACACGCUGUGACGAGCAGAUAAAAUUCGUGCGCGCGGCAACAAAGAAAGAGCGAGCUACGCGUGAGCAGAGAGCUCCACACGAAAACUCGACGCGCGCAGGGACUAUAGCGAGCUAGAGCAGACAGUCAUGGGAGAUGUAGAGCCGAGCUGGGCGACAAAGCGAAAUCCGGGCUGGAGCAUUGACGAGCAAAGAGCUUCGCGCGCGCAAGAACAACAGACGCUAUGCGCGCGACGCAAAGGCGAGCAGGACGUAGCCAACAGGGGAGCUUCGACGGCGAGCAACUGAGAAUGGCUCGACGAUGUCAUGGAGCAGCAGGAAAUAACAACGCCAAGAUGGUCGAGGAGACAAGUCCGGCGACGACAUAGACGGUUAGCACGGCGAGCAGGGCAGGAGCUCGGGCGAGCUGAGGGAGCGGUAAAGGGGACGAUUAGGCCGAGCAGGUCACGGUGCGUGCGCAGGAUAGCGCGCACGGGAAGAAGACCUUGGUUGGAGAGAGCGCUGGCUGGAGAUGGACGCCGAGCGCGCAGACCGAGCAGUCGCCAUGGGGACGAGCGAAGCUCCGGUCGGCGAGCUGGAGCAAGGUCCAGUGCGCGGCCGAGCAGUCGAGCAAGGGCCUGGCCGAGAUGCGUCAAGUGAAUUCAGGACGCGCGUGCUUGAUUUUAUACUCGAGUUGAGCGGUGGCUGGAGCUGGAACACCGGCGAGCCAGGCGCGGCGCUGGAAAGAUAGGAGCAGGGAACGACGGGAUAAGCCAGGCGGCCUA